Oncorhynchus masou masou (cherry salmon) is the source of this 957-nucleotide messenger RNA. Its product is annotated as olfactory receptor class A-like protein 1. Gene Ontology annotation, biological process: G protein-coupled receptor signaling pathway. Lineage: Eukaryota; Metazoa; Chordata; Actinopteri; Salmoniformes; Salmonidae. Bases 1 to 957 code for a protein of 318 amino acids. Gene Ontology annotation, molecular function: pheromone receptor activity. The transcript has a single exon. Gene Ontology annotation, cellular component: membrane. The record is from RefSeq and is a predicted model, not a curated record.
AUGUUGGAUCUCUGUGUCACCAUCAAAGGGGUGUCCUUCCUGUUGCAAACAGGGUUAGGGUUCCUGGGGAACACCCUGGUGCUGCUGGCCUACAUCCAGGUCGUCUACUCUGAGUACCGACUCCAGCCUGUGGACAUAAUUCUCUGCCACCUAGCCUUCGUUGACCUGCUGCUGCUCCUCACCCGCUGCGUCCCCCAGACUAUGACUGUGUUUGGCCUGCGUGACCUGCUUAAUGACCCGGGCUGCAAGGUGGUCAUCUACACCUACCGCAUCGCCCGGGCUCUGUCAGUGUGCAUCACCUGUAUGCUCAGUGUGUUCCAGGCAGUGACCAUCGCCCCUGCAGGUGGACCCUGUUUGUCCAGGCUUAAGGCCCGUCUUCCCAGGCUCAUCGUGCCCACCAUCGCAGGGCUGUGGCUCUUCAACAUGGCUAUAUGCUUCGCAGCUCCACUUUUCUCUAUUGCCCCUCGCAAUGGCACGGUGCCUGCCUUCACCCUGAACCUGGGCUUCUGCCAUGUGGACUUCAGGGACAGGCUGUCCUACAAGAUCAAUGGAGUGGUUGUCUCUACACGGGACUUUGUCUUUGUGGGGCUCAUGUUGUGGUCCAGUGGCUACAUCCUUCUCCUCCUCCACCGUCACAGCCGCCAGGUGAGAAGCAUCCGACGAUCAUCCCAGGGUGGAGGAGCUGAGACUAGGGCUGCCAAGACAGUGAUCACCCUGGUGGUGUUGUAUGUUGUAUUCUUCGGCAUAGACAAUAUCAUCUGGAUUUACAUGCUGACGGUAGAUAAGGUGUCUCCAGUGGUAGCUGACAUGAAGAUCUUCUUCUCCUCCUGUUAUGCCUGUCUCAGCCCCUUUUUCAUCAUCAGCUCCAAUAAGAAGGUCAAGAGUAAGUUGGUGUGCGUGGCAGCUGACCAAGAGCAGCCAUCAGUCGACACCCAGGACUCCAAUGACAAGAUGUAA